CGACCAUGGUCAUACCUCAAGGCUAGAAAUUUGCUUGCUUCUGGAAGGGACAGCAACUGUAUACCUGAAGCCAUUCCUGGAUUGUUACCUAGAGUUAUUCAUUGGUCAAAAAGAAGCCUGCUGCGCUGGCGGGGCACACAACCAAAUGGAAGUAACUCGCUAUCAGCUCAAAAGCGUACAGAAAAGGCUGUCCUCGCUGCAGUUGAGCUAAUCACUCGGUUCAUCAUUCAGUUCGAUACUAGGUAAGAGAUGACUAAUAUCGAGCGACAUACAGCUCAAAAGACGCCGCAACCAAGUCCCAGAACUAGUUUACUUCCUUGAGUCAGCGACAUAUUUUCCCUUCUGUUCUUUCAAUCUUUACAGAUAACGCUCGGGCUUCUCAUUUCAUUUAAGCUCCGGUGUUUUAGGCUUCUACUGCAGAAUCGUCCGCUGACGCUGAUUGAGAGGUUUUGUUCAGUGACGUCUCCCGCAAGGAAAAUCUUUGGUUACCCAGGCCUGCGUAGACAUCUAUUCAGAACGCUUGCUGAAUAUCAAGGAGAGAUCGAGGAUUGAACUGGUGCUUCUGGUAUUAUGUCCAUCAUCCCAAAAAUACCCGAUACACGGGUUCUCGCUGUGGCAAGCCAUGUUGUCUCUGGAUAUGUCGGUAACAAGAUUGCCGUCUUCGUGCUACAGUCUUUGGGAUGUGAUGUCGCAGCUCUCAACACCGUACAGUUCAGUAACCAUACCGGAUAUAAGCAAUGGAAGGGAACGAGAGUCUCAGCACAGGAGAUCAUGGAUCUCUGGGAAGGACUGAAGCAGUCGUACCUAGAUGAUUUUGAUGUGAUGCUUUCUGGAUAUAUUCCAGGCGCUGCAGCCGUCGAUACGGUCGGUAAGAUAGGUCGUGAACUUAAGGAAAAGUCAAGCAAAGCACCUGGCAAGUUCUUCUGGGCUCUCGACCCCGUCAUGGGUGACAAUGGAAAGAUCUACGUCUCCGAGGAAGUGGUGCCAGCAUACAAGAGGCUCAUCCACGAUGCGGAUCUGAUUCUUCCAAACCAAUUCGAGGCCGAGCUGCUUUCAGAAGUCAAGAUCCAUGAUAUGGACAGUCUCCGGAAGGCUAUUCAAGUGCUCCACGACAAGUACAAGAUUCCUCAUGUCGUCAUUACUUCAGUCAACCUUGAGGCGCCAGACCAUCCGCCUUCGCAUCUCGCUGUUGUUGGUUCAACGAUGACAUCUACCGGCAAAGCUCGCUUUUUCAAGAUUGUCUUCCCAUCAAUCGAUUGUUAUUUCAGUGGCACAGGCGACAUGUUUGGCGCUCUUAUGGUAAUUCGAAUGCGUGAGGCUGUCUUCAAUGCUGACGAGCGGCUGCGGCAUACCGCCAGCUGGCUUAGCGAGGAUUCAGUAUCGGCUAUUGAACUACCCCUUGCACGCGCUGCAGAAAAGGUCCUAGGCAGUAUGCAUGAGGUUCUUUCCAAGACCUGCGAGGGCAUGAAGAGGGUGGUUGAACGAACAACGGACGACAUGAAAGAUGAGGAUCGUAUUAACCAAACUAAGGCGCACCUCGUAAAGAGUAAGGCGGCAGAACUUCAACUUGUGAGGAAUUUGGACUGCUUACGCUCGCCCACGACGCAAUACCUUGCGAAGGCCAUUUAGAUCUAGUGGGAGGGGGGUUGUCCAAGGUUACAAUGGCCACCAAAGUAGAAGCCAGCAAUAGAAAUGGGUAGAAAGGUUUGGGAAUAGACGUCUCGUCAUGAAUUCAUCCAAGUUUUCACAUCUCUUGUGAGGGUCAAAUAAUUCACUCUGAGAGCUUCUCUUGAAUAAUCAGCCUUCCUCAACUGUGU
Messenger RNA from Fusarium verticillioides 7600, 1817 nucleotides. Its product is annotated as pyridoxal kinase. Gene Ontology annotation, cellular component: cytosol. Bases 571 to 1629 code for a protein of 352 amino acids. Gene Ontology annotation, molecular function: pyridoxal kinase activity. The transcript has 6 exons. The record is from RefSeq and is a predicted model, not a curated record. Gene Ontology annotation, biological process: pyridoxal 5'-phosphate salvage. NCBI's taxonomy places the organism in Eukaryota, Fungi, Ascomycota, Sordariomycetes, Hypocreales, Nectriaceae.